UGGGCUUCCUUCAUUUUAUACCUUCAAUUCAUCCCCUCCAACUUUUUUUCACAAUUGUAUCAACACUUCUUAAUUCUUUUUUAACAAGAAUUAGAUAUUAUACCAUGGUUACAAUCCUGUUAAUCCAUUAUUGAAUUAGGGAAGGCAUUAGAUUGCUUUUGUUUUGAGUUUUCCUUUUUCUCAAUCCUUUUUAAGUUUGUGUUUCUUUCUCUUGUGUCUUUUAUAUGAUCUUUCGAGGCUAUUCGGGUUGAUGUGCUUGAGUGAAAAACAAAAAAAACUAGUCGAUUAAAAGGAGGAAAGAGGACAAACAAAAUGGACAAAAACGAGGAAGCCUCGGGAGAGAAAUCACCCGAGAAAAAGGAGGAGAAGGAGACUAAAGGUAAGGAUCAUGAGGACGACGAUGAUGAUGAUCAUGAAGAUGACAGAAAGAUUGAAGUGGGUCCUCAAUACUCGCUCAAAGAACAACUUGAGAAGGAUAAGGAUGACGAAAGCUUGAGGAGAUGGAAAGAGCAACUUCUCGGUGCUGUGGAUAUUGAGGCUGUUGGAGAAACUUUGGAUCCCGAAGUGAAAAUCUUAAGUCUAGCUAUCAAAUCUCCUGAUAGGGAGGACAUUGUGCUUUCGAUCCCAGAAGAUGGAGAUCCCAAAGGUUGUUGGUUCACCUUAAAAGAAGGUUGCCGAUACAGUUUACUCUUCACCUUUGAAGUCAAGAAUAACAUAGUGUGUGGCCUGCGAUAUACCAACACAGUUUGGAAAACUGGAGUCAAAGUUGAUAGUACAAAAGAGAUGCUUGGAACUUUUAGUCCACAAGCAGAGACUUACACACACGAGAUGCCUGAGGAGACAACCCCUUCUGGCAUGUUUGCUAGAGGAUCAUACUCAGCUAGAAGUAAGUUUGUGGAUGAUGAUAACAAAUGUUACUUGGAGAUCAAUUACACAUUUGAUAUUCGUAAAGAAUGGCUGCCAACCUAAGCCCAACAGAGAGACCGGUCUAAUGACAUACAUCAAUGUCAUGACAAUUUUUGAGGCUUCAAAGAUUAUAUUUUUGUCUGUGUUCUGUUUAUGUUAUAUUUACGGUUAGAAUUGUACGAGAGUUUUAUUUGUUUUGUCUUUCCUAUCGGAAUUAUAUGAUCACUUUUAUUAUAUUUUUCGGUUAAAAGGUUGUACGAAAUUAUUUACUAAAACAAUGGACAAGA
Molecule: messenger RNA, 1193 nt
Organism: Linum tenue
Lineage: Eukaryota; Viridiplantae; Streptophyta; Magnoliopsida; Malpighiales; Linaceae
Source: the annotation of a GenBank genome assembly